AUGGCGAACAAUCUAAUAGGCCAAGACAGAAAUACAGAAGCAGCUCGUGGUAAAUCAAUCCAUCAGACUAGACCACAAAAUGUUCAGUUUGAAGAACUUCCACUGCUGCAGGACGUCCUGUACUCAAUUAUCUCCAAAUUACCACCAAAAGAGUAUGCAAGGACUAGUGUUUUGUCAAGUAGGUGGAGAUGCAUGUGGUCAGAGUGCCCUCGAUUGACAUUCGAUGCUGCCAAAAUCUGCAAUGGCGUCAGGGAUGAUCUGCACCAACAUACAGAUGAGUUCAUUCAUAAGGUUAAUGCAGUCUUGCAGAAACACCAAGGCAUGGUGGUCGAAACAUUGGAAAUCAGAAUCGAUUUCGUUGACAGCCUGAUUCAUUAUCUCGAUAAUUGGAUUGAUUUUGCUGUGUCGUCACGGACAAAGAACCUAACUUUGGAUCUGAAGCCCCUGAAAUUUCCGGGGCGUAACGACCACUAUAUGUUUCCUUUCAAACUUUUAGACGACGGAAGUGUAAGACGUCUGCAGCAUAUGCAGCUUAGCUUUGUAUUUCUGAAACUACCUUCUCAAUUCAGUGGUUUUCCAAAUCUAAGAAAGCUUUACCUACAAGUGGUACAGGCCAGCAGAAAGGAUCUUGAACAUAUCCUGUCCCAUUGUUGUAAACUUGAGUGGCUACGGAUAGACAGAUGCAAUCUCAACGAUGAACUAACGGUGGAUGGUCUGUUACCCCAUCUCCUCUACUUGUAUGUUGAGCACUGCAAAUUAACAAGGAUAAAAUUCCAUGCUGUGAAUCUAGCCACCUUCAGAUACGAUGGAGAGUUUAUACCUAUCGACCUCAACCACUCUUCCAAGCUGCAAAAUGCAUAUUUUAGGUUGAACGAGGCAGUUUCUCAGAAAGUUCUGAAGGGCCUUCCGAAUGUACAAUGUCUGACUUUGCGUAUUGGGUGGCAACAUCUUGAGAAGCAAUGGUUGUGGGAUAACCCAUUGAAGUUUCAUCAUCUCAGGCACUUGCAGUUAUUCAUGUUUUCACAUUUCGAACAUGUUGACAAGAUUCUUCUUUAUUUAAUAUCAUUUCUGAGAGCCACGCCAUUCAUUGAGAAGCUGGAGGUCCAUUACUCUGGCUUCGCCUUAUGGUUGGCCGAUGUAGGCCCUCACCGACAGGACUUUGGGCAAUGUAAAUACCUUUAUUUGAAGGACAUGUGGAUCACUGGAUUCAAAGCAGCAAGGGGACAACUCGAGUUUCUUUUGCACGUCGUGGAAAAUGCGCCUGCGCUGGAGGCCAUAACCGUAGAUACGAAACAACGGCAUUCUAUGGACUUUUCGCCAUAUACAGACAGGGGACCACCCUUUGAGGAAGCAAGGAGGAUCGCCAAAGCUUCCUUGAGUACAACAUCACUCCCGCAGAAUGCCAGGCUCCGUGUGAUUUAA
This is a messenger RNA of Panicum virgatum (switchgrass), 1422 nucleotides long. RefSeq names its product F-box/FBD/LRR-repeat protein At1g13570-like. Bases 1 to 1422 code for a protein of 473 amino acids. Lineage: Eukaryota; Viridiplantae; Streptophyta; Magnoliopsida; Poales; Poaceae. The record is from RefSeq and is a predicted model, not a curated record. Gene Ontology annotation, molecular function: protein binding. The transcript is spliced from 4 exons.